Molecule: messenger RNA, 1032 nt
Organism: Ambispora leptoticha
Lineage: Eukaryota; Fungi; Glomeromycota; Glomeromycetes; Archaeosporales; Ambisporaceae
Source: the annotation of a GenBank genome assembly
AGCUCAAGUGACGCGAAGAAAAAUCCUGAAAUAAUUUCCUCGACAAACUUUUUACUUUCUUCUCAAAUUUCUGAAAUAAUUUCCACGGCAAACCUGCACGAAAAUAAGAAAGGAAACGCAAAUCCUCGCGCUAAAUUUAUUAACUUUGAACAAAAAGUGCUCAAUAAAAAUGCGUCAAAGAAAAUGAAUUAUGACCUUUUUCCGAUAUCUUUGAACGAUGAUGAUAUACCAGCUCUGAUAGUUGCACCUCUUCUUCCCCAAGGAAAAUCCACGGUAUCAUCAUCGAUGAGUUCGCCUGUUCUCAAGAUAUCAUCCUUGCCGAAAAAAGUCCAAGAUUUUAAGAAAGAACAGAAAGUAAAUUCUUUGACUCAAACAAAUAAAGCAUUGAUCAAACCAAAAAUCCAAGAAUUUUCGCGAAGACAAAAUAUCAUUGAAAUCAUCAAUCAUCUAAUGUCGACCCAAUAUAUUGCUUAUGGCAACUGGUCAUGUUCAAAAUGUGAUUAUGAAUGGCAAAUACGAUAUGAUAAGGUGAUACUUGAAAAGUGUCUAAAGAAAACGGCAAAAGAAUUCCGUGGAUUUUUUCAAAAGCGUUGUAAUAAUUGUGGUGAUAAGAGAAGAAAUUGGAUCUCUAGUUUUCGUCUUUUUCAUAAUAAACCCGCACAUCAGAAUUAUGAUCCUGCCUUCGAAAUAAUCGUCCACCUUGUAUGGAACAAUCAUUACAGAGCAUUCGGUCGCUGGAGAUGUUGUCGUUGCGCAAGACCAUGGUAUAGUGGUUAUAUUUGGAUGUCAUUACAAAAAUUUAUCGAUUCGGUUCAACCAUCUGAAUUGGUUCCUCAUGAUGAUUAUUAUAUGCAAAAGUGCUAUACAUGUGUUAAGAAUAAUUUUGAUGAUACAGGCCGUAUCGUACACUUCGAACCUCUUAAAAAAGCUGUGGGUAUUUCUGAGCAUCAAAUGGAUUUAUGUGCAAAAUGUCAAAGUGGUUUUCCUUGUCGUCCAACUGGCACCUAUUUUGGCUUAUAUUCUUUAAUUUAA